Raphanus sativus (radish) is the source of this 716-nucleotide messenger RNA. RefSeq names its product calmodulin-like protein 8. The record is from RefSeq and is a predicted model, not a curated record. Lineage: Eukaryota; Viridiplantae; Streptophyta; Magnoliopsida; Brassicales; Brassicaceae. Gene Ontology annotation, molecular function: enzyme regulator activity; calcium ion binding. Bases 68 to 529 code for a protein of 153 amino acids. The transcript has 4 exons.
UUCAUCAACUACUUCAAACCUUGAGCUCUCUCUCCCUUUUCUCUUCUCUCUCAAGACCCCUUAAACAAUGGAAGAGACAGCACUGACAAAAGAUCAGAUUAUCGAGUUCAAGGAGGUUAUUUGUCUCAUCGACAAAGACGGUGACGUAGCAGGUCGUAUAACGGUAGAAGAACUUUUAACAGUGAUCCGUUCUUUGGAUCAGAAUCCGACGGAACAAGAACUUCAAGAUAUCAUCACUGAGAUCGACUCCGACGGUAAUGCCACCAUUGAAUUUGCUGAAUUUCUAAACCUCAUGACCAACAAACUUCAGGAUAAUGAUGCAGAAGAAGAGCUGAAAGAAGUAUUCAAAGUCUUUGACAAAGACCAAAAUGGUUAUAUAUCUGCCAGUGAGCUCAGUCAUGUAAUGAUAAAUCUAGGGGAAAAGUUAACAGAUGAAGAAGUUGAACAAAUGAUAAAGGAGGCAGAUUUGGAUGGUGAUGGUCAAGUCAACUAUGAUGAAUUUGUCAAGAUGAUGAUCAACAUUGGCUAAUUACUAUUAUUUUGUGGACUUACAAAGCAAGCUAUCCUUAAUUAAUUACCUUUUUAGUUUGUAUUCCUUUGCGUUCACUACAUCUGAACAAAUGCGAAUUUUCUGAAAUUCUUUGAAGCUUUUAGCUUCAGUUUUGUUUCGUCUCUUGUUGAACCUUACAGGUGCAGUUUAAUCUAUGUAACUUCGU